Cucurbitaria berberidis CBS 394.84 is the source of this 1262-nucleotide messenger RNA. Its product is annotated as phosphoserine aminotransferase. Bases 147 to 1121 code for a protein of 324 amino acids. The transcript is spliced from 3 exons. The record is from RefSeq and is a predicted model, not a curated record. NCBI's taxonomy places the organism in Eukaryota, Fungi, Ascomycota, Dothideomycetes, Pleosporales, Cucurbitariaceae.
GAAUACCGCAAUAUUCCGUGCUUGUGUGGCCAACAUCCUCGCUGAUGUUCAAUUCAGACCGUGUGCCCCAAAUAACAACGCUGUGAAACAUCUUUGGCCUGCAGCGACAACGAAUACCCUUGUCACUACUUUGGCGAAUACAUACAAUGAGUACUGUUGCUGUUGCCGGCGGCUUGGGUGACCUUGGCCGGACCAUCAUCGACGCGGUCCUUGCAUCGACACCACAGCACAAAAUUCACAUCCUGACACGAAAAACUUCGGGAGGGAAACAUAAACCCCCACACGGUGUUAAUGUCGUGGAAGUCGAUUAUUCAUCACCCUCAGCGAUGGCGCAGACGCUUCGCGACCUCAAGAUUGAUACAGUGAUAUCAACAUUGAACCUCGAUUUUGAGGUGAUAUCCCAGUCAAACAUCAACUUGAUCCGUGGAGCAGCAGAAUCAGGCGUAGUGAAGCGAUUCAUUCCUAGCGACUUCAAUGUAGACUACAGCCUCUCGGAAGAGAUAUUUCCCUAUCCGGAGAAGGCUUUUCACCAAGCAGCUCGAGCGGAACUUGAUAAGCAUGCUGGCCUAACAUACUGUUCCAUCCAACCCGGAAUGUUUAUGGACUAUUACGGCAUGCCACAUCUUGAGAAUACCUACCUUAAGCCUUUGUACAUCAUUACAGACAUUUUGGCCGCCAAAGCUGCCAUACCGGGCGAUGGGAAGGCCAAGAUUGCCUUCACCUUCACCCGAGACAUCGGUUUAUACGUCGGUGCUCUCCUAGGCCUUCCAGCCGAAAAAUGGCCACGCGACGCCAUCUGCACGGGAACGCCAAUCUCGUCGAACGAACUGGUUGAAUUAGCCGAGGAAGUCACAGGCACCAAGUUUGAUGUCUGCUAUGACUCCCUCGCUGACCUGCGAGCUGGGAAAGUGACAGAGCUGCCGAGUAACAAACCGUUCUACAAGCUGUUCCCCGAAGGCAAACCGCAGGUAGAUGCGCUUGCAUGCAAUUUGGGUGUUGCUAUCGCGAAUGGGGUGUACGAUAUCAAGGGAACGAGUCUGAAUAAAAUGUUUCCUGAUAUCAAACCGAAGCAGAUGAAGGAGCUCCUUAUUGAGUGCUGGGCUGGGAAGAAGAUUGGGUAGAAUUAAAUGGUCAUUUAGGGGUUAGAGUUUUGCUUGUAGGCAGCCAGUCAGGUUGUCGCUCACGCGUCACGUGCCCUCUUUGAAGAAUAAGAAAUCGUACAGUAAGCCCUUAAGAUGUACAUACGGUAAUUAUCAAAGCAC